CCGGAUAAAACACCAAGCAUGCAACUACAGGUAAACCGUCGUUCGCCAUGGUCGGCGUCCUGCUCCUCCUUAGCAUCAUGCCGCUCGCCGCCGGCGAACUACUGGCGCAGCUCUGCGGCAACGGCGGCAACUACACGGCCAACGGCACCUACCAGUCCAACCUCGCGCGCCUCGCCGCCGCCCUCCCGAGCAACGCCUCCUCCUCCCCGGACCACUUCGCCACGGCCACCGCCGGCCAGGCCCCCGACGCGGCGUACGCGCUCGCGCUCUGCCGCGGCGACGUCGCCAACGCCACCGCCUGCGGCGACUGCGUCGCGGCCUCGUUCCAGGACGCGCGGCGGACGUGCCCGAGCGACAAGUCGGCGACCAUCUACUACGACGACUGCCUCCUCCGCUUCGCCGGCGACGACUUCCUCGCCGCGCCCAACAUCACGGAGAACGCCACGCUCUUCCAGGCAUGGAACCAGCAGAACAUCACCGGCGACGCCGCCGUCGCCGCCGCCAACGUCCGCGAGCUGCUGACGGUGACGGCCCGGACGGCGGCGGCGGCGGCGAGGCGGUUCGCCACAGGCUUCAUGGACGGAAGCAGCGAGUCGAAGCAGACGCUCUACUCGCUGGCGCAGUGCACGCCGGACUUGGCCGCCGGCGACUGCCUGGCUUGCCUCCAGCGCCUCAUCGCCAUGGUGAACUCCACCACCUCCGUGCGCUUGGGAGGACGCGUCCUCUUGCUCCGGUGCAAUCUCAGGUUCGAGGCCUUUGUCUUCUACGCCGGCGAGCCCACGCGGCGUGUCAGCCCGCCGGGCUCAACUCCGGCGCCGGAUUCCAUCGCUCCGACCAAAAACAGAAAGAAGAGCAAAUCAUGGGUAAUUGCUGCUAUUGCAGCUCCUGUAGCGGCAGUAGUUCUCUGCUUGAUCGUCUGUUACUACUGUCGUUGGUCAAGAAGGUUCAGAAAAGAUAGAGUGAGAUUGCGAGAAAAGCGUAGUCGCAGGUUCCGAGGAGAUGAACUAAUUUGCGAAAUGGAGGGAGAGAUUUCAGAGUUUUCGGUUUUCGAGUUUCGUGAGGUUAUCAAGGCUACAGAUAACUUUUCUGAAGAAAACAAACUUGGAGAAGGUGGAUUUGGCCCUGUAUAUAAGGGCCUGUUUUCUGAGGGAUUGGAGAUAGCAGUUAAGAGACUUGCUUCACAUUCAGGACAAGGUUUCCUAGAGUUCAAAAAUGAAGUCCAACUAAUUGCCAAACUCCAGCACAGGAAUUUAGUUAGGCUCUUGGGAUGCUGCUCUCAAGGAGAGGAGAAAAUAUUGGUCUAUGAAUACUUGCCAAACAAAAGUUUGGACUUCUAUAUUUUCGAUGAAAGGAAAAAAGAUUUACUAGAUUGGAACAAACGUCUAGUGAUAAUCGAAGGAAUAGCACAAGGACUGCUUUAUCUACAUAAGCACUCCCGAUUGCGUGUGAUUCAUCGAGACCUUAAGCCAAGUAACAUUCUCUUGGACAGCGAAAUGAACCCCAAAAUUUCAGAUUUCGGGCUAGCAAAAAUAUUUGGCUCAAAUAGCAAUGAAGGAACUACAAGAAGAGUGGUUGGGACCUAUGGUUACAUGGCUCCAGAGUAUUCUUCCGAGGGCCUCUUCUCUCCAAAAUCUGAUGUAUUCAGCUUUGGCGUUAUAAUUCUCGAGAUCAUUAGCGGAAAAAGAAAUGCCAGUUUAGAUCAAUGUGAAGACUUCAUCAAUCUCCUUGGAUAUGCAUGGAAGUUGUGGUCAGAGGAAAGAUGGCUUGAACUUCUUGAUGCAUCAUUGGUUACAAAUUGGCAGUCAUCGUGUAUGUUGAGGUGCAUUAACAUUGCGUUGUUGUGUGUACAAGAGAAUGCAGUUGAUCGACCGACCAUGUCAAAUGUUGUUGCAAUGCUAAGUAGUGAGAGUAUGGUCCUUGAUGAGCCUAAGCAUCCAGCAUAUUUCCAUGUAAGGGUGACAAAAAAUGAUGAAUCAUCCACUGUAGGAACAUGUAGUACUAUCAAUGAUGUGACCAUUAAUUACUGAUCCAAGUGCAAGAUAACUUUUGAUUUCAUUUUGUUAAGAUGAGCUGCAUGUUCUACUGUGUAAUGAACCAUUCCUCUCAAUCAAAUGGAGUUAAAUUUCAUAAAAAAAUA
Oryza sativa Japonica Group (Japanese rice) is the source of this 2137-nucleotide messenger RNA. Its product is annotated as cysteine-rich receptor-like protein kinase 10. Gene Ontology annotation, molecular function: ATP binding; protein serine/threonine kinase activity. Gene Ontology annotation, biological process: protein phosphorylation. The record is from RefSeq and is a predicted model, not a curated record. Gene Ontology annotation, cellular component: plasma membrane. NCBI's taxonomy places the organism in Eukaryota, Viridiplantae, Streptophyta, Magnoliopsida, Poales, Poaceae.